Durusdinium trenchii is the source of this 1458-nucleotide messenger RNA. Lineage: Eukaryota; Dinophyceae; Suessiales; Symbiodiniaceae. The record is from the annotation of a GenBank genome assembly.
GGAGUCUCAAUUGUUCCAAAUUCGCCGGUCCAGCAUGAACCGCCUGCAGUGACACAAAAUGCUGCCUUAUUGGGUGCCGGCCGCGGCCCUUUUGCUGCCGGCCACUGCGAGUUCCUGCCUUGGGGAGGGCUACCUGCACCAGCAGCUUUGCCAAGCUUGGGAGCAAAAACGCAGCGAAGGUGUCCUUCAGUGGACGGAGUCGGAGCUGCCAGCGCUGGAGGUUCUCGAGGGGCCGACGGCUAUGGUAGUUCAGCUGGCGCCCAAUCGUGGCCAAAAAAGGUCAUUGAAUGCCACGAUCAACUCCACACGAUUGCCAUUUGAUGACCAGAGAUUUCACUUUGGAAAGGUGGCUAGCGCGGAGGUGCUUCUUUGCUUCAAUCCCUGGCGACAAACGGCAUGUCAUCAUACAGAGACGUCCAACACCUGUCACUGGCCGAAGUACGCAGACCUGUCGACUGGAGACAGGUGCGAGGAGGAGCAAGCAAUGGUCAUCGUCAACAAGCAUCCCAUUUGUCGAAACCACUUUUUGCUGGUGCCCCGUGGCGAGCAGCCACAAGUCCUGACCUUGGAGGCGCUGAUGCUGGGCCUGGCCUUUGGGCUCAGGGGAUCGAAGCGGCUUUGGCUCUCCUUCAACACCAUCGGCGCUGGGGCAUCGGUGAAUCAUCUACACCUGCAUGGCUUCAUGGCGGGUUUUGGGACCGAGCCGAUGGACUUUCCCUUGGAACGAUACCUGGACUUCCCCGCACUCCUUCCAGCGGCCACCAGUCGUGGCCCGGUGUCCUUAUGGCGGACUCCGCGCCAAUGGCCACUCUGUGGAUGGGUCUUCGAGUGGACGGACAAUCGGGCCUUGGAGAUCGACAGCACUUUGGCUGAGCGGCGGCUGGCGGAGUUCGUCCAUGCCUUCGUGAAAACUCUCCAGGUGUUGGAUCUGGCACACAAUGUGAUUAUUCGGAUGUCCCACCGACAGGUCAUUGUCUUUCCUCGCAAGACGCUCUUUGAGCAGAGCAAGGACGUCACAGAGUUGCAGGUCUCGGGGCAUGAAGUCCUUGGCUGGUGGGUGGUGGCGCGCAAGGAGCAUGCGUUAACGGGCGUCGAGGCGGAGGCACGGCUGCAGCAGGCGCAGCUGCCAAGGAGCGCCCAGCAGAAGGUGCUGAAGGCGCUGGAGUGGAUUGGUUGGACCCUGAAAGAGGAGGCAAAGUUCCUCUGUGACACACAGUUUCCGACUGUUGCGUAGCGGGACAAACCCGCAGACAGAAGUGAAUACGACCCAGACGAGCACAUAGCAAUGUGCGAAGGUCCGGGGAUGACUCGAUGUGGCACCCACAAAUUCAUUGCUUUGGACAUGUAGUGGUUGCGAGGAGUCUUCUAUUUUAAGCAGACACCUUUCACCAGCUGUUGGUGCAUUUGGCGUGGUCAAGCCCUUCGAAAUCUGUGGGGCUGGACAACUUGUAGAAAAAA